GGCGUAUAAUAUCGAUGUAACGCGAACACAGAUUAUGAAUUUAAAAGUUGUUUUAUUUGCGCAGUAUAUCUUGAUUGUAUCAGGAUGCAACGAUGUGCAAUUGCUUCCGGAAUUAGAGAGACGCGCGAGAAACUAUAAAGCUGAUGGGUUAAAUGACCCUUACAUAAAUGACUAUGUUUUGACUGACCAAUGGUUCAAUGUCUAUAAAGUUGAGCAACAGUACUUGAUGCCAGACUCAAACAAAAUGCCCGAUCAUUUCUCCUGCGGCGGAUAUGAACCAAUUUAUAUUCAAGGAACACAUCCGGAUCCUGAAACAUUGUCGGAAACACCUGUAGGUGCUGUGGCUUGUAUUCGCAGCACAUUUGAUGAUUGCGAUUUCACUUAUGAUAUCCAAAUUCGAAAAUGCGAAGAGAAAAUUCAGUAUUUUCUCGUUUCUACAAAACAGCAAUCUGCUUAUUGUUUUGAUCCGCCAUCGCUGCAGAAUGACGAUGGAAAUUUCUCGCCCCCGCCUACAGAUGUUAGUAUUGAAAAUGUCAUGGUCAUUCCUAGCUUGCACUUUAUACAAGAAAAUGUGAAAUUAUUAAUAAAUGGUGAAUGGGUUGACACAAUUAACUUCACGCCUUACACUCAAUUCACAUGCCAAUUUAAUCAGCAAGCAGACUAUUUUUAUGCGGUUAACUGGUAUUUCAAUGGAAAUGUCUUUCGAAUUCGUGGGCCAACACAGACUUUACAAGAUCUAAUACUGGAUGAAAAAACAUUUACUGAUGAUAAGAUACCACUUGGAUUUACACUAAAAUGCGGCGUUCGAGUUUUACAAGACGCAACAGGACACGCGACACAAAUUGUUUCAAGUCCAGACUAUUUUGUUGGAAUCAAAGUCCUUAAUCCUAGAAUUGAUUUGCCAAAAGAUGGCACAGAAACAGUUAAACUCCAGCUUACGGUUCCUUUAGGGUGCAGAUACAACAGUGCAACAGAAAACCCCGCAUGUUCCCUGGGUGUGGGUAUGUUUGAUCCGGUAGGCUAUAGGUGUGACAGUGCUAAUGUGGCGCAAGUGAAAAAUAGCCAUGUUUGCGGACAGGAUAUUAAGGGUUUAAAAAUGGGACAAAAAUGGGACCCUGAAGAGGUGUUUUACUUUAAUGUAACUACGAUAGACGAAGAUUACAAUGACAGACUUGACUUUACGUUACAACUUCGAACGGACACGGAAUACGGACAUAAAUGGUGGACACAAUAUCAGGCACAUAAUGUCCAGGUUGUUGUCAAUGAUAGGAAAGCGUACAAAGACAAAGUGUGUUACUCAAGAGUUGACCCUCAUAUGAAGACUGCAGAUGGAUACCACUACGAAAAUCAGAACAAGGGAGAAUUUCUACUCUACAGAAAUACAAAGUAUGAUAUAGAAGUUUUAGAGAAAACAAACCGGUGUAACAAUAACGCAGCCUUGUGUACGUGUGGUCUAAUUAUACGCGCAGGUGCAGAUGUGUUUGCGAUAAAUCUAUGUAACAAUGUACGAUUUACAGAAUUUCUCUCAUGUGAAAAUGGAGGGAUUUUGAAAGUUGUGGUAAAGGAAAGAGGGCACCGUUAUCAAAUAUUUACACCAAUUGGUACAUGGGUAGAUGCAAAACUACACGGGGUAGGAACAUACAACGGUUUCAUGAAUGUAGAUAUAAUGAUGGCCCCAAAAGAUCUUGAACAAACAGAAGGGCUUUGUGGGUAUUUAGAUGGAAAAACAGACAAUGACUUAAAAAGGAGAGAUGGGAUAACAAUCCCGACACGAUACGACUUACCUAAUUAUAAACGUCACCAUAAUGAUUUUUCUACAAGUUGGAAAUUAGUUGGCGACGAAAAUCUUUUCAAAGUGUAUAAAAAGGAUUUCAAAAAAUGGGAGUUAUCAAACGCCUUAUAUUGUGUAUGUGAGCAAGCGCUAGAGGGAUCAGCUGGAACUACAGGUCGUGUUGCAAAGGCAAUAUGUUCCCCUACUCAGUAUCUAGACUGUCAUUUAACUCACGGAAGUACCACAUCAAGAAAAUGCAACAAGGUUUCGACGCAUAGAAGGGCACGCAGCAUUCAACAGAAGUCAACAAGAGAGAUAGAAAGACUAAUGAAAUUAGCGUAUGAAUCUGAUACGAAACCCUAUCGAAUUAAGAGAGAAGAACAGGUACAUAAUAUUACUGAAUCAGAAGCUGAAGAUAUCUGUGGAAACAUUAUAAACGGAUCGAUGCUUGUAACAGACCUUUCAGAUGCUCUUGUCGGCGAAGAUCCAAAUGAUGUCAUCGAUCAGUGUAUGUUUGAUGUCAUGACAGGAAAUGACGAAUCCCUAGCUGGCGUACAUGCUGAUGCAAUUAAUAUUGCAGCGAAGAUGAAAUUUUCACGUGACCCUGUGUUUGUCACUAAUCAUACUGAAACAGUAGACACUUUUAUUAAACACUCCUGUCCUGGAAACUGCAGUCAACGAGGACAGUGUUCCAAUGAAGGUGAGUGUAUGUGUGAAGAAUUCUACCAUGGAUUCGAUUGCGGAAUAGAUGAGCGUACACCAGUAAUUAUUGAUGAUAUGGAAGGUGGCGGGCUUUGUAACAUUACAGAUGGCGAUGGAUGUGAAUGCUUUUAUAUCAGAACUCACUUCCUGUUGCAAAACUUCACAUGUGCUAUCAACGUAACAACAAAAUUCAUUGAUAACACUGAGGAAACCGUGGAGAUUAAUCCUCAAGUUGGAGAGUUUGAAGAUAUAUUCACUGGUUUAUGUUGUGUACCAGAGGAGCGAAAGACACGCUCAACAUCAGACAAAAUUGUUUUCUCACUCAGAUAUGACACCGCAGUAAGCAAUGAUGGACUGAACUUUGGUUCCCCAGAACCUUUUAAUGUAUUCAAUUCUGAAUGUCAGGAUGCUGUACCAGAUACAUUGCAUGGACAUACUAUUGUUCUGAAGGAUGGAUUUUGUUUCAUAGACGGUAUGUGCGUUCAAAACAGUCAGGCGGAAAUUUCAGAUAAAUGCUUCAAAUGCGAGCCUUAUGUUAGCAAGUAUAACUGGACAAGAAGCUGUCAUCCAACAGACUCUCGGGAAGAAAGACUGGAAGUUAUACUAGGGGCAACGUUUGGAAGUAUUGCAGGGAUAAUGAUUGUUAUUGGAAUUGUAGCAAUUUGGCAAUUCAAAAUAAAACCACAGCAGAAGAAGAAAAGAUCUGUCGGGGACAGCCAGAUGUUCAGUUCUACAAGCGUAGAGGUAGAUAACGUGGACCAUAAAUAGAAACUCUUAAACUGAGUGUUGAUUCCAGAACGCAGUGAUUUAUUACGGCAAUUUACUAUAGGACAGACAAAUAUAAAAUCAGCUACAAAAAAAAGAGAUUGAUUUUUAUAGAUGUUCAGUUUUAUGAAGUAAUACCAAAACUGGAAAUAUAAUUUAUGUAUUAUACUGCGUAUACCAUUUUGAUUAAUCUGCCUUUCAAAUAAAAAUAAUAUAUAAUAAGGACAUUUAAAGGAACAUGGAUGCAUGCGUGCCUCAAAUGCAGAUACAAGUUAUCAAAUGUUAUGUUAAUUUUAAGACAAGUUUGUUUGUUGAAUGCAUUGUUUAAACAGAAAAUAAAAUAAAAAUCGUUAAACGAUA
Molecule: messenger RNA, 3598 nt
Organism: Ruditapes philippinarum (Manila clam)
Lineage: Eukaryota; Metazoa; Mollusca; Bivalvia; Venerida; Veneridae
Exons: 21
Coding region: 35-3241 (1068 amino acids)
Source: RefSeq, a predicted model, not a curated record